AUGAAGCUCUGGGGCCGCUGGGGCAGCCGCCAGUUCUGCCACGGCCACGCCAGUGGAUUCGCUCUCAAGAUGGAGCCUGACCAGUUUGGAAGAGAUGACACUGCUCUGAAUGGCAUACGCCUGCACUGUCAGGAUGACUCAAUAACCAUUGAGUCCCUGGUUGGGGAAUGGGGCUCCUGGACCAGCUUCCAAGUUUGCCCUGGAGGCUACUUGAUCUCCUUUUCACUGAGAACAGAGGAGUCCCAGGGAGUAGGUGAUGACACAGCAGCCAACAACAUCCAGUUCAGAUGCUCAGAUGAAGCUGUGCUGGCGGGUGAUGGGCUGUCAUGGGGCACCUUUGGCCCGUGGACCAACAGCUGCAAGAUAUGUGGUCUCCAGACCAAGGUAGAGCCCCCACAGGGACUUCAGGAUGACACAGCACUCAACAAUGUGAAGUUUUGCUGCAAAUGA
Messenger RNA from Oenanthe melanoleuca, 450 nucleotides. RefSeq names its product vitelline membrane outer layer 1 homolog (gene VMO1). The record is from RefSeq and is a predicted model, not a curated record. Lineage: Eukaryota; Metazoa; Chordata; Aves; Passeriformes; Muscicapidae.